Molecule: messenger RNA, 1575 nt
Organism: Lasiodiplodia theobromae
Lineage: Eukaryota; Fungi; Ascomycota; Dothideomycetes; Botryosphaeriales; Botryosphaeriaceae
Product: Epiglycanin precursor
Exons: 3
Coding region: 1-1575 (524 amino acids)
Source: RefSeq, a predicted model, not a curated record
AUGCUGCUUCACGCUUGGCUCACCUUCGCGGCGAUGAUCCUGCCGGCGCUUGCGCUCGCCUUGGGGAGUGUCAUCCCCAACUACACCACCACGGUUGAAAAGUUCAUCAGCGUUCCUGGUUGGACGACCACUGUUACUGUUGCUGGCGACUGCACGCACCCGGCCUCUUCUUCCACGGCUUCUGCCCCGCACGGCCUCCCCUGCCUUCCCAAUGGACCGCUCUACAAGGUCGUCAAAGGCACCUCGACCAUGUGGCCCUGUGGAACUCCCAGCCCGAACGACUCGAUCACAAUAAUACCCGGGGUGUCAACUUUUACCGUUGUCCCCGAGAGCACGACCGAAGUCUUCGUCACCGCGACGGAGUUCGUUACCGUUCCCGAGUCUGAGUCCACGAUGACCUCGACUAUCUGGGUCACCAAGACUAAAGAGCCGACGACAGCUCUCACGUCUACAAGCUUCUCAACCGUGGCUUCCGGCACCUCGACCAUUUCCCAUGGCUCCCCCGCAAUGAGUGCCUCUCCUCACUCUCAUACCGUCUCCGGGGUUUCCCUCGCAAUGAGUGCCGUUCCUCACUUUCCUACCUUCUCCAGGGCUAGCAAGCACCCGCCGUCGUUCACCCCGCACACCCCUCAUGGUUCGACUCAUAGUUGGAACUUCUCCAUGGUAACCACGCGUACCCAACGCUCUGGCCACAGGGGUGGUGUAACGGUUCUUCACUCUCACACUGCCGAAGCACUGACAACUCGCACCGUCAAUGUCACGACCACCACGAGCACUACUUGGGCGGGUGUGUCCACAGUGACGUCGACGAUUACCGCAGUGGCCAACAACACCACCAGGCUGCCUUCCAUCAUGUCAACUCCAUAUGGACACAGUAGCCUGACCGCUUCCUCUACGCUUCCUACGCCCUCAGCCUGCCGUGAGGAUGGUCACUGGGGAAAUAUCACGUUUCAUUUUGACGGGCCCCAUGCAUUCGAUACUGGCGCGUCGGACUCACUUGCUCGUAUUCAAAGCCCGAACCUUCGCUUCAAUGCCGGGUAUGUAUACGCCCCGGCGAGCGUCCUUGAUCAAAUCGAGCCGGCUUCGCCACCGCACCUGGCAAUGUACCAGCCCAACGUGACAGCUGCGCACCUGUCAGUGGAAAAUGCGCUGCGAAAGGGUGGAAUCGGCGGGAUCAAAAGCUCUGCCUUCAAUUUCAACGCGCAUGGCGGAUACUUCUCCUGCUUGAAGGGUCCUAUUUCCCUAACGAACGGCCCUGAUCCCCUCAACUACACACUCGAGGUUUCUGGCUUCCGCUGGGACCGUGAUGCAAAGCAGGAAAAUCUUCAUGCCAUCUCGACGUUCCACAUGGCGCCUUGCUUGGAGACCAAUGUCAAUGCCAAGGGCAAGUGCGAAAUGACUGAGAUUGACUUCAGCAGCGAGGGAAGCGACUUUACCGGCCUGUCCUCGAUCAGCAUCAAGUCGUACUUCUGGGUCGACGUCAAGAAAGAGCAGGUGUUCUUCAUGGACGACUUGAAGCUUAGUUGGACUGACAACAGCUGCGAGGCUGGAGCCGCUCGUGGCGGGGGCGUUUAA